CUUACCAUAUGCAUAUACGACGCGCUUAAAAUUUUCUCAAAUAGAUUUUUAAUAUUAUGUAUUAUGACGAAGAAUACUCACAGUUUUAUCCUCAUUUUAUUUUCGUUCCAUCUUAUCGGCUCACAAGUGAUGGAAAAUGACGAGCCAGUGCUAAGCUAUGAUGGAAACGCUUACAUCGUUCUCCUAGAAGCGGCCAAAGAAUAUAAUUAUACUAUCAUUGAACAGUUGGAAAGCUUCUAUUUUACCAAUGGAUUUUCCCGACAAGCCAACGCUUUUCUGUCCCAUCGUUUGAAAAGCCUUGAGAGAGACAGUGAACCGUUGUCGGACCCCUUCGAAGAGUUACCGAAGUCUCCUAAACCCGGCCUUCCCUUUUGGGCACUACGCAGCGAUGCCGCUACGAGAGAACUGCCUUCUGGAAAUUCCUCCCAGUACUGUUGUGGACACGGCGAAAGUUGUCUCGUAUUUUCCGCCGAAGACCGACUAUCCGCGUGA
Messenger RNA from Paramacrobiotus metropolitanus, 492 nucleotides. RefSeq lists its product as uncharacterized. Lineage: Eukaryota; Metazoa; Tardigrada; Eutardigrada; Parachela; Macrobiotidae. The transcript is spliced from 4 exons. Bases 64 to 492 code for a protein of 142 amino acids. The record is from RefSeq and is a predicted model, not a curated record.